This is a messenger RNA of Acipenser ruthenus (sterlet), 1482 nucleotides long. RefSeq lists its product as uncharacterized. NCBI's taxonomy places the organism in Eukaryota, Metazoa, Chordata, Actinopteri, Acipenseriformes, Acipenseridae. The record is from RefSeq and is a predicted model, not a curated record. The transcript is spliced from 2 exons. The annotation marks the transcript as partial.
UACACUGUCUCCCAGCUCCAGUUCUGGCAACAAUGCACCAACGACAUCUGGGUGCACAAAACUAUAUCCACCGGGUACACCCUUCAGUUCCAGUUAAAACCUCCCCCCUUUCGGGGAGUGGUCGUAACUGCAGUGAAGGACUCGGUUCAGUCCUCAGCUCUGAAUGUGGAAAUACAGGCAUUGCUCAGCAAGCGUGCCAUUCAACAAGUAGACCCUGCUCUGAUCGACCAGGGGUUCUAUUCCAAAUACUUCCUGGUGCCCAAGAAGGACGGCGGGCUCCGUCCUAUUUUAGAUCUGCGAGUACUGAACAAAUACCUGCGGGUGUUAUCGUUCAGGAUGCUUACGCACAGGCACAUCAUCCAGUCAGUCCGACACGGCGACUGGUUCACCACCGUGGACCUGACAGAUGCGUACUUUCACGUUCCCAUCUGCCCGGGUCACAGGAAGUAUCUGCGUUUCGCAUUUCAGAGCAGGGUAUACGAGUUUUGUGUCCUUCCAUUCGGCCUGUCACUAGCUCCUCGAACCUUUUCAAAAUGUAUGGAUGCCAUUCUAGCUCCCUUGCGGGCUCAAGGUGUCCGACUGCUGAAUUAUCUGGACGACUGGCUCGUCUGCGCACAGUCGAAGGAGCAGGUGGCACAGCACACAGUGAUGGUUACAGACCAUCUUCGGCGGCUAGGUCUGAAGAUCAAUUCAGAAAAGAGCCGCCUAGUGCCGAGCCAACAGACCAAAUUCUUGGGUCUUCACAUCAAUGCUCUGGAGCUCAGAGCGGUGGACCUCGCCCUCCGGCACUUCUUGCCAGUGCUUCUAGGCAAGCAUGUGUUAGUGCGGUCAGACAACACCACAGUUGUGGCGUACAUCAACCGCCAGGGCGGCUUGCGGUCCCCCGGUCUUCACCGGAUGGUAGCACGGAUGUUGCUAUGGGCACAACCGCGUUUAACCUCUCUGCGUGCGGUUCACCUACCGGGCAGAGUCAAUUACGCGGCAGAUCUCCUAUCCAGAGGAGGCCCUCUUGCGGGCGAAUGGCGUCUCCACCCUCAAGUGGUAGAGCGCAUCUGGGAAUGGUUCGGCACAGCGCAGGUCGAUCUCUUCGCUUCGCGAGAGACCACGCACUGUCCCCUAUGGUUCUCGGUGAAGGACCUCGACAGCCCCCUGGGGGUGGAUGCACUGGCUCACAAAUGGCCGCCAGGGCUCCUGUAUGCCUUUCCACCGAUUCCGAUGCUCCCCGCCUUCUUGGAGAAGGUCAGGGUAGAGCGAGCGACAGUGAUUCUGAUCGCUCCUCGGUGGCCUCGGAGAAUAUGGUUCCCGAGUCUAGUGCAAUUACUGCACGGUCGCCCGAGGGAGCUCCCUCUGCGAGCGGACCUGUUGUCCCAAGCUCAAGGAGAGCUUUGGCAUCCGAACCCCAAACUCAUGCAGUUAUGGGCUUGGCCCCUGAGCGGGAGCGCCUGUCAGCCUUAGGGCUUUCGACUGCAGUUAUAUCGACCA